AUGUCGCUUCUCGCUGCUCACCUCGAGCAGAUAGCGGUCUCGUGCCAAGGGAUCGACAGUCUUCCCUUCCCUCCACCCAAGAUCUUUACCAAUGCGCUUCUCUCCAAUCACGACAUCACAUCCCUCAUAAGAGACACAGAAACUCACGAGCGCGCCCUCUUCUCCGUUCCACCCCCGGCACCUCCGACAACAAGUCAGAACCCCGGACCCCCAAAAAUCUCGCGUAGGCAGACAGUUUUCAAUGUUGCCGGGGGUGAGGUCACGACCGGCCCGCCUACCUCCCGUUCAACCAACCCGCGGCGUAACACCGCCGUGGCGGCCGUGCUGGGCGGUGACCUGCAUGCGCAGAUAGUACGGCGCACAGGGGGAGAGAAAGGUGAUGUCGACAUUGAGGUCCUGCUUCACGGCGCAGAGAAGCUGUGUGGCGUAUAUCCUUUGCCUGGAGCGGCUGAACGGAUUCGGGCUCAGCGGCAGAAGUGGGCACACCAGAGCAACACCCUCGCCUAUUAUGAGGCGAAGGUAUCCGAGCAAUCUGAGGCCCUGGGGCGGAUGAACAAGGAUCAUUGGCGGGACGAGGAGGAGGAGAUAGCAGAUGAUGAUGUAGGAGGCAACGGUCUCACCGAGGACGACUUACGGCGGGAAGAAGAGGAGGCACGAGAAUUGGACAAGAAGAAACGCGAGUUGCAGGAGAGGUUACGGGCUAUGGACAAAGAUUUGGGUGGACUGUUAAACAUGUAA
Molecule: messenger RNA, 738 nt
Organism: Phaeoacremonium minimum UCRPA7
Lineage: Eukaryota; Fungi; Ascomycota; Sordariomycetes; Togniniales; Togniniaceae
Product: putative dash subunit protein
Exons: 2
Coding region: 1-738 (245 amino acids)
Biological process (GO): attachment of spindle microtubules to kinetochore
Cellular component (GO): DASH complex; spindle microtubule
Source: RefSeq, a predicted model, not a curated record